CCCGCGUGUCCGUGUCCGUGCGCGUGCCCGUGCUCGUUCCUGCGCACGGGGCGGGGCCGGGGGCAGCGCCCCCCCGGGCGCCUCGCCCCGCCCCCCCACGUCGCGAUGGCAACCGCCCCGGGCCCACGCAGCUCACGCGCGGCAGCGGAGCCCAGGCGGCCGGGGCCCCGCGCGCCCCCGCGGACACGGAGUCCUCGCGCGCGCACACGUCGGGGCACGCAACACCCCAGGCGUCCGGGGCGCGCACACGCACACGCACACGCACACGCGCGCCGCCCGACACGCGCAGGGAGCCCAGGCGGCCGAGGCACGCACGCACGCGCCCGCCGCCCCGCGCCGCCCCGCCCCGCCCCGCGCCCCUCCCGCGAGCACCGGCCGAGCGGGCGGCGGCGGCAGCGCGCAGCGGCCCCGAUCCCGACGCGGGGCCCGAUCCGGGCCGGCCCAUGGGCGCGCGGCGCUGCUAGGGCGGGCGGGAGCCCCCGGGCCGGGCCGGGGCUGACCCCCCCCCGCCGCCCCGGCCGAGGGACCCAGGCGUCCGGGCCAUGGCGUUCACCUUCGCCGCCUUCUGCUACAUGCUGACCCUCGUGCUGUGCGCCUCGCUCAUCUUCUUCGUCAUCUGGCACAUCAUCGCCUUCGACGAGCUCCGCACCGACUUCAAGAACCCGAUCGACCAGGGCAACCCCGCACGGGCCCGCGAGAGGUUGAAAAACAUCGAGCGGAUUUGCUGUCUCCUGAGGAAGCUGGUGGUGCCCGAGUACUCGAUCCACGGGCUUUUCUGCCUCAUGUUUCUCUGCGCGGCCGAGUGGGUGACGCUGGGACUCAACAUCCCCCUGCUCUUCUACCACCUGUGGAGGUACUUCCACCGCCCGGCGGACGGCUCGGAGGUGAUGUACGACGCCGUGUCCAUCAUGAACGCGGACAUCCUGAGCUACUGCCAGAAGGAGUCGUGGUGCAAACUGGCCUUUUACCUGGUCUCCUUCUUCUACUACCUGUACAGUAUGGUUUACACCCUGGUGAGUUUCUGAGGCCGGACCCGCCGCUCCCCGACGCCUGGGUUCGCCCCACCCCGCGCCGUCGGGACCGACCACAGGGGCUGCCGGGCGCCGAGGCUCCGCCCCUGCUGCUGUGAGGCCCCGCCCCAUGGACCUGGGGCUCCGCCCCCUGCGCCGGUGACUGGCGGGGGGCACCAGGGGGCGGGGCCGGGGUCGUUGUCUGUGUCCUGUGUGUCCAGUGGCUCAUGUCUGGGGGGCGGGGCCGGGGGAGGGGCAGAGCCCCCCCCGGACUGGUGUGGGUGGGGCGUGGGUGGGGGCGGGGCAGCAGAAGCCCCGCCCCCUGCAGGACACCCCAGAGCCCCCCCCACCCCCCCUCCUGGGGGCCUUUGUGUAUCAGAAACAUUUUUGGGGUGAAAACCCCCGAGUUUGUGGCUGAAUAAAAUACUUGCAAAAAAAGUACCAGGAACCCGGACAUGGGGCGGGGGAGGGGGGCAGCCGGGACGCCAGGCCCCCUCCAGCUCUGGGGCGGGAGCAGGGGCUGAGCGGACAUCUCCCCAGGCACGAGGCAGCUGCUGGGCGCGAAGCCCUUUGCUCCCGGUGGGGACGUUUCCAGGCUCAGCACGGAUCCGGGCCAGCCGGCCGGGGGCGGGUGCCGUCGAGGGGGGGAGCAGAGCCCAUUGCCCGGCGCGCUACAGGCGCGGUUUCCUCCUGGCCCGGCCCCCUCUGCCCCCAGCGGCUGUGGGCCCCGUGUCCUUGCCCUCCCCCAUAGUCCUGCCUUAAGGGUCAGGUCUCCAGCACUAAUGCCCCCCCUCCCCACACACACACACGGGCAGGGCCUGCGGGCCCGG
This is a messenger RNA of Alligator mississippiensis (American alligator), 1840 nucleotides long. RefSeq names its product cornichon family AMPA receptor auxiliary protein 2 (gene CNIH2). Bases 543 to 1025 code for a protein of 160 amino acids. The transcript is spliced from 6 exons. The record is from RefSeq and is a predicted model, not a curated record. Gene Ontology annotation, biological process: vesicle-mediated transport; regulation of AMPA receptor activity. Gene Ontology annotation, cellular component: dendrite; synapse. NCBI's taxonomy places the organism in Eukaryota, Metazoa, Chordata, Crocodylia, Alligatoridae.